Messenger RNA from Bolinopsis microptera, 3504 nucleotides. RefSeq names its product kinesin-like protein KIF2A. Lineage: Eukaryota; Metazoa; Ctenophora; Tentaculata; Lobata; Bolinopsidae. Bases 89 to 2461 code for a protein of 790 amino acids. Gene Ontology annotation, cellular component: microtubule. Gene Ontology annotation, biological process: microtubule depolymerization; microtubule-based movement. The transcript has 15 exons. The record is from RefSeq and is a predicted model, not a curated record. Gene Ontology annotation, molecular function: ATP binding; microtubule binding; microtubule motor activity.
AAUUCUAAUAAUGGAGGUGCUGCAAAUUUUAAUACUGUUCUAAUCACAGUAGGUAUAUGUAUUAAUAUUUGGUAAGUACUAAGUAAUUAUGGUAGAGGAUGUUGGUGAGCUGCUGACAAAAGCAGGUUUGGAGGAGUUCUUGGACAAUUUCAAGCAGCAGGGGUUCACUACCGGGGAAUCUUUGAUGAUAUUGACAAUGCAAGAUUAUCCAAAGUUUGGCAUUGUGCAUACAGAAGACAAAAGAAAGUUGUUUCAAAUUAUACAGCAACAGAAACAGAGCAAGUCUAAGGACGGCAGUAAGAGAAUGUCUUCUGUAAUCGCUCGUCUCACUUCAUCUGAACGCAAAUCAAAAGAGAAGAAAGAGUCAACCCCUGAACCCACACCCCCCAAUAGCACAUAUUUCAACCGGGCAACGUUUUUACGUCGCAGUUUUAACAAAACAAAAGGCAAUGAUAACGAGCCCUCCUUACAGAGAUCCACUAAACAAAGCAUGUCCUCCCGAAAUAUGACGUCGCGUGAGAGAAACCGCUGUGCAUCAUCGCAACCUGCUCUUUCUAACAAGAAAAUAUCGUCUUCCGCUUCAGCUGAAAACAUAAACAACCUCAAGUUAAAUAACGGAAGCCACCUACUCCGCAAGUCUGCUAGCGGAAAAACUGUGUCGUAUCUGGGGAAAACAGAAUCAAACCCUCCCAUUCGUACCCGGUCAAAAACCACUUCAGUAUUUACCAGCUCGACAGACAAAGCAAGACCAACAUCAGCGUCUAAAGUUUCAGAUAAGAUAAAAGUUUGUGUUCGAAAACGUCCCCUGAACCGAAGAGAGAAAACCCGGAACGAAGAGGAUGUUGUAGAGAUCCCGUCUGGCAAUCAGUGCUUUGUGUAUGAGAGUAAAACAUCUGUUGAUUUAUCAAAGUUCGUACAGAAGCACUGUUACAUGUUUGAUAGGGCUUUUGGUGAGGCAGCGGAUAAUGAGCUGGUUUACUGCAACACAGCUAAACCCCUCGUAGACUGGGUCUUCCAAGGGAACAAAGCCACUUGUUUCGCUUACGGCCAGACGGGCUCUGGCAAAACUUAUACUAUGAUAGGAACUAAGCAGUUUCCAGGUAUAGUUACGCUGGCAGCAAGGGAUAUUUUCUCCACCAUAAAAUCUCAGAAAUAUGGAACCGGUUUUAAAGUUUACGUUAGUUUUUACGAAAUAUACUGUGGGCAACUCUUCGAUCUUAUCAACAAACGAAAAAGGUUAAACGCUCUAGAGAACGCUAAAAAAGCUAUCUGUAUAGUUGGUUUGACUGAGAGACUAGUUAACUCCCACACCAGUGUUAUAGACUUGGUAAAUCAAGGAGGGAAUAGGAGGAGUAGUGGUAGUACGAGUGUUAACGCAGAAUCCUCCAGAUCUCACGCUAUCUUACAAAUAGAACUGAGAACUGAAUCUGAUACCCCCAAGGGAAAGUUUUCGUUUAUAGACCUGGCUGGUAGUGAACGAGCAGCUGAUGUUAGCGACACAAGUAAACAAACUAGGAUGGAAGGAGCUGAAAUAAACACUAGUCUUUUAGCUUUGAAAGAGUGUAUUCGGGCCCUGGAUCAAGAGUCAAAACACACUCCUUUCAGACAGAGCAAACUUACACAGGUGUUAAGGGACUCGUUUAUAGGGAAUAGUAAAACGUGUAUGAUAGCUUCAAUAUCUCCCUGUUGCUCAAGUUGUGAGGACACACUCAACACUCUCCGAUACGCAGACAGAGUGAAAGAGCUGGGAAGAGACGGCAACACUCCGAGUGAGAUAUCCACGAGCAGUGCACAAGACGAGACACCCCUCCACUCAAGACGAGACAGUGCACAAGACGAGACACCCCUCCACUCAAGACGAGACAGUGCACAAGACGAGACACCUCUCCACUCACCUCCUGCUGUCUCCCUCGUCAGCUCCUCUCCCUCCCCUCCACGCACAUCACAACAACGCCCCCAUACCAGCCCCGAUGCCCUGAGUGGGCUGUGCGCAGAUAACUUUCCUCUGGACACGUCUGAUGUUGCGAGUGAUCUGCCUAGUGAUGUUUCCCUACUGUCGAGAACUGACAGCGACGCAAGCUCAUCCUCUCAUACCAAGAUUUCACCCGAACCGAAUAACAAUCACGGAAGCAAUGGUGUCAGUCAGUGGUUAGAUGAAGUUGAUGCGCCGGUGUUGGAAAGAUCUAGAACAAUGGCCUCAGCUCCUCGUGCUAGAAUUCAAGUUUCUGAGAACAAGAUGAAAAAAGCUCAGGAAGAUCUGAUAGGGUCCCAUCAGAUUCACAUUUCUCAAGUCACCAACCUCUGUACUAUUGAGGCAGAGCUUCUCCAGCAUUACUCCGAUGGUCAUUUGGAGUUUGGGGAGUAUUUAAAGAAGUUAGAAACUAUUUUGGAGAGUAAAAACAAAUGUGUGGAGAGUCUGCGGGCUCAGGUUGCGUGUUAUUCGCUACGAGCUGCUUAUUGAACAGUGGUUAAGAUCUGACCAAAAAAGGAACUAUUACGUGAACAAAUCAGACCAAUGGACAAACCCCACUCAAGGGCAUUCUUCAAUGUCAUAUGUUAUUUGCCAAGAAAGAAACGAUUUGAUGCCACAAGUAGACAUCAACUCAUUUCAAAAAUUGACGAGUAUGUUCGUGUAAUUUAAUCAAGAAUUCUUUAUAAUAAUGGAGCUAACUCUAGGUUUAACCAGGACUCACAUCAUUAUUAACUAUGUAUUAUAAACCUUACUAAUUUCAUGUUAGAUAAUUCAUAAUUAGUUGAGAUGUUGUAGAUUAGUUUAUAAUCGCGGGAUAAAUUAUUAAAUUAGGAGAUUCAGUGAAAUAUGAUCAGCAGAAUAUAACAGAAUUAUACCUUAAAAUAACUUUAUUAAUAUUAUUGGAGUAACAUAAAGGUAACAUUGUUUAUCUCCUUCUUACUCGUAUACAGUGUAUAGUACGAGUAUACUAUACUGAUUUGACCUUGUAUUUUACAUUUUACUCUAUAUUUGCCAGGAUUAUUCUGCUAAUUGGACACUCUACAGUUUGCUGCUGUAAAGUAUUUUAUUGGAGGUAACAUUUUUGCAGAGCACUGCUUUCUUGACCUCAUCAUCCUUUUUGUUUCUGGGGAAUUAUAGGAACAAGUUAAAUUAAGAUGAAAUAUGUAAAAUGAUGAUAAAAUAAAUAUUAAUAUUAUCAUUGAUGAAAAGACGAAUUUAUUUUGGUAAUUGAUGAAGAUUUUUGUGUAAAUGUAUUCUUGUGUAAAGUGUACAGUUCAUUGUUUUAAAGUCGACUCUCUCCUUCAGAUAUGUAAAAAAUUCGCGAAAACAACAAAAUUUUAGUUGCAAAAACUGGGCAAUAAUUUAAACAUUUUUUCAACCCUUGAAAAUUCUUCACGAUCUUUGAUAGACCCACAUUCCACAAUGUUCUAAAGGGGGCCGGGGGGUUCACCCUGAUUUAAACUUAAGGAGUUACAUUUUAUGAGAGUCGACUAAGUUGCUUUAAUUUUCUAGCAUGUAAAAAGUUCAAUCCU